AUGGAUUUCGAUUUCAAGCGGCUCCAGCCCUGCGAAGAACUUUUCUAUGGAAUUGUACCUGGCAAAGGAUCUUACCCCAUUGACCGAGUUGUUUUGCCUGUCACUUUUGGCACUCAAGCCAACUACAGCACGGAGCAUCUCACAUUUGAGGUGGCCAAUUUCAAGACUUUCUACCAUGCCAUCCUUGGUAGGCCUAUGUUGGCAAGAUUCAUGGCGAUCUCGCACCAUACUUACCUUGUCCUAAAGAUGCCAGCCCCAAACAGAGUCCUCUCCGUCUAUGGUGAUGUGGAGACAUUAUACAAGUGCGACACCGAGGCAGUCCAGUUGGCUGAAGCACUUGAGUUAUUAGCCAAGGCCGCCGCUAUAAUAGCUGAAGCCCAGAAGAUGAGCAAGGACUAG
Molecule: messenger RNA, 399 nt
Organism: Setaria italica (foxtail millet)
Lineage: Eukaryota; Viridiplantae; Streptophyta; Magnoliopsida; Poales; Poaceae
Exons: 1
Coding region: 1-399 (132 amino acids)
Source: RefSeq, a predicted model, not a curated record